Biomphalaria glabrata is the source of this 5450-nucleotide messenger RNA. RefSeq lists its product as uncharacterized. Gene Ontology annotation, molecular function: protein binding. The transcript is spliced from 4 exons. Lineage: Eukaryota; Metazoa; Mollusca; Gastropoda; Planorbidae. Bases 450 to 2966 code for a protein of 838 amino acids. The record is from RefSeq and is a predicted model, not a curated record.
UAGUUAAUACACUAACGGUAUCUCAUGUGAAGGUGCUGACCCAGCAGUGAACUUAAUUUUUUUAACCUUACUGGAAUGCUUAUUACAACGAUGUAAUGUAACUCAGACGAUUGCCUCAUAAUAGUUCACAUAUUCUCAAUGCUGUUCGUAGGUCUAAAUUAACACCGUAUGUAGACCUAUUCUUUGUAUAAACACGUUCUCAGAAUUUUGGUUGAUAAUUAAUACAGAUAUUUUAAAAAUCUAAAAAAAAAAUUUGAUACUCUCUUUAAUUCUGCCAAGUCGUUACAUUUGUUCCUUUCCCCCGUUGAAAUUUCGAAGAAUCGGUAAUUUCCGAUAUUACAACCUAGGCAACAUGUGAAGAGAUUCGAAAGUCACUAUUAGAACUAUUACGGAUUGGAAAGAGAUGAAUCCUAUAGAUCUAUUAUUAGAGGUAUUCUCUCCUAUACUCUAUGGGAUACAUUGUCCUAAUUAGGACCCUACUUGUGCAAAGAAUGGCCUUCAAUAUUGAUGAGGAGAUGAGUAAUUUCCCCUGCAGUUUCAAUCUACAAACUGGAAGAAAGAUUUCCCGGGAACGUUUCUGCCAUGCCAGAGACAAGGAAAUAAAAGAGUUGGAACUCAAAGGCUCUACAAUUGAAGAGAAAAUUGCAAGUGUGGAUCUGUCAUCUCUCGAGCUGUACGGCUCGAUUCUGGAAGAGAAAAUUAGAGGUUUAAAUCUAUUGACCUGGCUUUUACAUAAACUUAAGCAUGUUAAAGAAGCAGAAAUACUGAAUACAAAGGUGUUGCAGAAAACAGGAAACAAUAAUCUAACUGCGCUCGGUAAUAGAGUGUUCAUUCUUUUUGACCAAGGAGAUACGAUAGCGGCGAUUAAACAUUGCGAAGACCUUCUACAAUUGACUGAGAAAGCAGAAAUUUUCGAACAAAUAAAAUAUAACGCCUUGGCUGAACAAGCGUACAGCUUUAGUAAACUAGGCGGCAUAGAAAAUUACAAGCUCAGUAUUCAGCUUUACACAGAGUGCAUUAGCAAGUACCCGGAAAACUAUCUUUGGAAGUACGGUCUUGGAAUGAUUUACAGACGGGUUACAAACUACGAUCUUCAGUUCUCAAAUAAGGAGAAACUGAAUGUCGCUGACAUUACUGUUAAAUGUCAAGACUUAUUGGAUGAAGUCGCGCGUAACGGUGACGACCGACUCCGUGGACUUGCCUACGCCCAGCUAGCACAGCUGCUGCAUCAGGAUGCGUCCGCCUUUGCUUCGGAAAUAACGAAGUUAGUUAAUGAAGCCUUGAAAUACGGCCGUAACAGUUCCACAGUUCUGACCUACUGUGGCAUGAGUGUAAAGAAAAUCAAUACAGACCAGGCUAUUGAACUUUUAAGAGCUUCUUUACAGAUCAAAGAAAUAGCGAUGACUUACCAUCAUUUAGGGUUAAGUCUUUUGAUUAAAGCAGAAUCGAUUAAAAACAACGUCAACAGUCCUACAGGAAGUGUGAACCACGACAACAAGCUAAACUUUGAAGGGACUAGCAGUGGCUCUCUGUGUCGUGUUGAGUCACUCAAAGAGUUUGUUCAAAGUCCGUGUACUACAUUAGACAAAGAAAACGCACUUGUCAGGGAAGCGAUACAGUGUUUUGAGAAAUCUUUAGAAGUGUCUCACGGAGAGAACAUCCCGGCGAAAUUCGAUCUGGCAGAAACACAUUUUAAACUCAAUGAAUUUGAUACCGCGCUAAAACAUUACAACCUAACUACCCGUAUGUUAAGUUCCGACUAUCUGGUGCGCAAAAUAAGUGCGCAUGAAGGGGCUGGUAGAUGUCUCAAGGAGUUAAGCAAACGUCCAGACUUUGACAAAUCAGACAAGCUGAAAAAUCUAGCCGAAGACGAAUUCAAAAAGGCGCUAAGCUUAGCAGCAGAUCUAGCCUCAAAAGAUCCAGAAUAUGCUGGUUGUGAGACAAAGGUGUGGCAAGCGUUUAAAAAGUUGAUGGACGACGCAGAAGAGCUCUCUUCACCCGAUGAAAAACAAAAGAGUAAGUUGAAAUACUUAGAGCUGGCCAAAAAUAAGGAUUUUGAGCGAACUAUUAAAGAAUUGUUAAAAAUAGGUCUUCUGCAAGAUUUUGAAAUGCUGCGAAAAGGACUUGAUCGCCUGCUAGAGAAAGGCGAUUAUGAAAGUGCUUUGACCUUUCUUAGCAUGGCCAGUACAAGGAGUGUAUUUACAACCAAUGUCUCCUGGUCAAGCGAGGAAUUCGAAGCUCUAAGGUCAAGGGCUUACAUUCUAACAGCUUGGGACCGCUUGCAAAAAGGCAGCGCAGAUUCCAGACGCGUAUUUCAACAAGUGUUUCAACUAAAGUAUAAGCAGUGUAUAGGGAUGCUCAGCAACAGUGAAGAGGAAGAUGACCAGUCGGAUGACCAGACAUCGAUUUCAGACGUUCUAAUUGUUAAUGACGACUCUGCUGACUCUGAAGAUGGGCCUGACGUCACAACUAGCAUGGCAGUAACGUUAAGACAAGUGCUUAAGAUCCUUUUUGGUUUGGAAGUUACCAGGAAUCUAGAGAGAGCUAAUAAUGAGCAUAUGAAGCUAGAGCUGCAGCUCCAAGAAAUGAAGAGAUACAACGUGGUCGUCUUACUUCUAGGAAACAAUGAUGCCCCUGACUAUAACGAAAUGAUGAAAGCUGUGCACGCUGUGGGAAUCUCCAGAGUAUUGGCAUUGAGCACUAGACCUCUAGAAAAUGUACCACUUUGUCUGCGUGGCUAUCAAUGUAUAGACCUGACCAAAACUGAAUGGAAGCUGACUAAUCAGUCUCCUGUAUCAUGCGAGGAGGACGUUUGCGGUCCCUCAGAGAAAGACUCUAGAACUGAAAUGAUAAUGAAAUGCUUUAAUGGUAAUAAUGAAGAAGUGAUCAAAUUGUUUUGUUUGUUAGUUAAUGAAGACUUUGCACGUUACAAGCCGUCUUUUCAAACGACCGAGGAACGAAUAUAAGUUUGUCCAUAAAAUAUAUAUUUAUAACAUGUGAUAUAUUGUAUUAUUUUGUAUACUAUUGUACUAACAUAUCUACUAUAUAACCAGUAUUAUUUAAAACAUGUAACAUUUGAUAAUAGUGUGUUUCAAAUUAUUGUCUUACGACAUACAAAAAGGAAAAAGAAAUGUUGCACUGUUUUCUACAACAGAAUUAAUGUUAUAGAUUAGGUGUAAGAUGGAAAAACUAGAAGGGCUGACAUUAAAAAGAAGAAUCUUAGAUUAAUUGGUCAUUUUGAGGGUGGAAGGUAGAAUGCUCCUUUUGAGGGUGUAAAGUAAAAUUGGCCAUUGUCAGGGUAUAAGGUAUAAUUGACCAUUGUUAUUGUGAAGGUAGUAUCAGCCAUUGUGAGGAUGAAAGGUAGUAUCAGCCAUUGUGAGGGUGAAAGGUAGAAUAAGCCAUUGUGAGGGUGAAAGGUAGUAUCAGCCAUUGUGAGGGUCUAAGGAAGUAUCAGCCAUUGUGAGGGUUAGUAUCAGCCGUUGCGAGGGUUUAAGGUAGUAUCAGCCAUUGUGAGGGUGAUAAGUAGUAUCAGCCAUUGUGAGGGUUUAAGGUAGUAUCAGCCAUUGUGAGGGUGAUAUGUAGUAUCAGCCAUUGUGAUGGUUUAAGGUAGUAUCAGCCAUUGUGAGGGUGAAAGGUAGUAUCAGCCAUUGUGAGGGUGAAAGGUAGUAUCAGCCAUUGUGAGGGUGAAAGGUAGUAUCAGCCAUUGUGAGGGUGAAAGGUAGUAUCAGCCAUUGUGAUGAUUUAAGGUAGUAUCAGCCAUUGUGAGGGUGAAAGGUAGUAUCAGCCAUUGUGAUGGUUUAAGGUAGUAUCAGCCACUGUGAGGGUGAAAGGUAGUAUCAGCCAUUGUGAGGGUGAAAGGUAGUAUCAGCUAUUGUGAGGGUGAAAGGUAGUAUCAGCCAUUGUGAGGGUGAAAUGUUGUAUCAGCCAUUGUGAGGGUGAAAUGUAGUAUCAGCCAUUGUGAGGGUGAAAUGUAGUAUCAGCCAUUGUGAGGGUGAAAGGUAGUAUCAGCCAUUGUGAGAGUGAAAGGUAGAACUGGGUGUUGUGAUUAAUGUGUACUUUACUCUGUUAUGCUGGCCUAAUUUUUGUGAUGCCUUUUAGUAACUCAUGAGAUUGCAUUAGAAUGUACAUCUGUGAUCAUUAAUGUAUAUCCUUAAUAAUUAAAGUUUGAUUCUAAUAUAAAUCAGCUAUCAUAAUUUACAUGCUAUUUUGAUAACGUUUACACUGUUUUAAAUUACAACUGUGAUCAUUACUGUAAUUCAUAUUUAUUGACAUUGUAGUUUUUUUUUUUAAUUGUACUAAUUUAUUUUACUUCGUAGCCGUAUCUCUUUAUAUCACAUGCUCCUUUACAUAACUUAAACACCGUAAUAUUUUUAAUGUGUAAUAAAUCCUUGUUCCACGAUAUGUUUUAUUGUACAAGAAAGGAGGCGCGAUUGCUGAGUGAUAAAGCGCUUGGUGUCCGGACUAGAGGUUCCCUGGUUCGAAUCCUGGUGAAGAAUGAGUUGUUGUUUUUUAUAAUUUCAGGAUCUUACGGCGCCUUUGAGUCCACCCAGCUCUAAUGGGUUCCUGACAUUAAGGGAAUAUUAAAAUGCAUUUUGUCGUUGGGCUGGCCACAUGACACCCUCUUUAACCGUGGGCUUUAGAGAUAGAUGACCUUUACAUCAUCUGCCCUAUAGAUCACAAGGUCUGAGAGAGGGGAACAUUUUUUUUCGUGUAGAGAAAAUUGAUUGUGAUUUUUUAACCCAGUAUCAUUCAUAAUUGUGUUUAGUAUUAAUCAUGAUACUUAAAUUAAUUUAUAUAAAUUCUUUUUGAGUCACUUAGUAAGUUAUUUGUCUUUUCAAAGUAAAAACAAAUUUAAUAAAAUACUAUUACAAACGGUCUAGUCCAAAAUCUGUGUUGGUAUUUUUAUUUUCUAUUUUACACUGUAUUUCAUUUUCAGUACAAAAAAAUAAAAAUAAAACAAUUUAAAAGUGCAUUUAAAAAUAAAAUUUCUUUUUGUAUUAUUUUCUUAGUAUUGAGUCUAAUUGGAAUGAUGAAAUGCCAAACGUGAAAUUAAUUAACUGGUGGAAAAAACGUGUUUUUUUUUGUUUAUAUAGUUAGGGUUAGGGUUCAAACCCAUCCAGGGAUAGAGACUCUGACAUGUAACUUAACGCCAGUGGUCAUUAGGUCAGGCUUUCAACUCACUAGUUCAACGUAGUGAGUCUAAAUAGACUAGACUAACAAGUGAACUUUAUUGAAAGUUGGUUUAAUAUAAAUAAAUGCCAAGUGUACAGUUAUUCUCCUUGCCAGUUUGAUAAUCAGUUCGCCGAACUGGGCCAUAAUUAACAAGACGCAAAAUUUAAAAUACUUGCACAAAAGGCUUAUCUAAGGGGAAGAGCUCCAUAUUUACAACUACAUCUCUCAAUGUACAAGCAAUUUUCCUUUUUCGAUAUCAAAUAAAAUAAUUAAUUACA